Messenger RNA from Penaeus vannamei (Pacific white shrimp), 1427 nucleotides. The record is from RefSeq and is a predicted model, not a curated record. Lineage: Eukaryota; Metazoa; Arthropoda; Malacostraca; Decapoda; Penaeidae.
AUGCCGGGAGCCUGCUUGGCCUUCAUCAAGGGCUGCAAGUCCACUGGGAUCUGGACCGGCAUCCGCAGGGUCUUCUUCACGUGGAUGGGCAGACCAACGGUGGCGUUAUCGGAGGGCUGCACCAAGGGGGAUGGCUUCACGGCGCGGCGUUUCGCAGAAUCCUCUUGGAUCACGGAUUCCAACCUCUUCACCCGGAAGAGAGAUGAAUUGGACUUGCUUCGCACUUUGCCAAAUAACCGUCACUAUGAGACUUACCACUCGGAUGGCAUAGCUAGACUGAGGCGAGGUCUCAAUCGUCUUGCUGCCAUAGCUUUAUUGUUCCUGAAUGAAGAAGAUGCCUUUUGGUGCCUCAUCUACAUAGUUGAUUUUCUCAUGCCACCCGAUUAUUACAACAGGAAUCUUUUGGGUUCCUUGGUCGAUCAGCGAGUCUUAAAGGACCUUGUUGCAGAGAAGUUGCCUCGUCUAAAUGCCCACAUGGAGCAGCAUGGCUUAGACAUCUCUCUCUUCACCUUCAACUGGUUCUUGUGUGUUUAUAUUGACACCAUUCCUCCCAUAACCUACCUCACCAUAUGGGACUCCUUCCUCUACGAAGGUUCAAAGGUUCUGUUCCGUUAUGCAUUAGCCAUAUUCAAGCUAUGCGAAGAUGGAUGAGUCAUGGAAAGAUGUGACUACAUGGAGAUAUUUUCCUACCUGCGUUCUGUCCCAGAGCCCAUCACAGACAUCCCCAGACUACAGGAGGUGAGUACAGUACUUUUGAAGAGAUCUUUGGUAAUACUGCAAGAUACUGUACCUUCUCCCUCUAUUCAUGUUUUCUUCUUCCUAUGGGGAUAUUGGGAUAUUUGGAAGGGUUCUGGCCCUCAUGAGUUUUUCUUUUGUAUUUUGUGGGUCAUUACAGAAGCUGCAACUAAAUGCCUUUGUAAUGCUGCAUAUCUUCUGUUGGGAUUUUGGCUGAAUGAAAUUCAUAAUUGUGGCAAAUGUGGGAUAUUUUUCUAUUGCUAUUUUAGGUUGGGUAGUUGUAUUGGUUGACUUUUCUUAAACUUCUUCCAUCUCCUUUAUCUGCAACAGUGAAGAGGACUUGUGUUUGUAGAUCUAAUGAUGUUUUAAACCAAAUAAAAGGAUUACAUUGAAUUUAUUGGUGUUUCAGCAUUAUUGCUUCCUACUAAAGUAUGAUUUGAUAUACAAUGUACUAGAAGCUUUUUUGCUUGCGAUAAUUUUCAUAAUCUAUGAAAUGCAUUUUGGAUUUGCAAAUUUUCAUAAUCUACGAAAUGCAUUUUGGAUUUGCAGAAAUUGUAAGUUACUAGAGUAAAUGCAUUUUUGAUAAAGUUGUAUUUCCUUAAGACAGGAAAGAACUUCCAUGCAUUUUAAUAUUUGUAUUUAAGUUUUUAAAUUGUAUUUUGUUUAUGUCUUAUGACUUAUUUAAAGCCAAA